Messenger RNA from Gorilla gorilla gorilla (western lowland gorilla), 3602 nucleotides. RefSeq names its product myocyte enhancer factor 2D (gene MEF2D). The record is from RefSeq and is a predicted model, not a curated record. Gene Ontology annotation, molecular function: protein dimerization activity; DNA-binding transcription factor activity, RNA polymerase II-specific; RNA polymerase II cis-regulatory region sequence-specific DNA binding. Gene Ontology annotation, biological process: cell differentiation; positive regulation of transcription by RNA polymerase II. Bases 608 to 2173 code for a protein of 521 amino acids. NCBI's taxonomy places the organism in Eukaryota, Metazoa, Chordata, Mammalia, Primates, Hominidae. The transcript is spliced from 13 exons.
UUUCCCCCACCCCUCAAGCUAGGCUGAGCUGUGCCUACGUCGGCCUCGACUCCCGGGGGCUGGAGGAGUUACCUUUGGAGCCCGAAAGGAGGAAGGAAGCAAAAUAUCAACAACAGCCGAGGCGGCUCAGGCGCUCGGCCCCGGUUCCCCGCUUGCCCGCCGCCCGCCUGCUGGCCCCCGCGCCCACGACGGGGGCCCAGGCCCCACGGCGCCGCCCAGGGCCCGCGCGGACGCCGGCCUCAUUUAUUAUUCCCCCCGCCCGGAGCUGCGGCUUCCCGGUGUUGAAGAUCCCCCGGACCAGGGGCGAGGGCUACCCGCUCUUUGCCGUGACAACACCGUUCCCCCAGCCGGGCUGGACGGGGCAAUGGAAAGGAGGCCCACGGAGACCUGAGAGGAGGAGGAGAAAUUGAAGGGAAGAGAAAACCAGGAUUCCUCAGCAGAGGGCAGAGAAUCAGCCUUUGGUGGCAAGGAGGCUGUGCAGAAGGUAUCCUGCAGACCAUGAACUGAGCACUGUUCCCAGACCGUUCAUGAGCACAGUGUAAGGUGUGCCGAGACCCACCACCCAGCGAGCCCCUCCCCUCCGUAGCACUGAGGACCCCCGGAGAAGAUGGGGAGGAAAAAGAUUCAGAUCCAGCGAAUCACCGACGAGCGGAACCGACAGGUGACUUUCACCAAGCGGAAGUUUGGCCUGAUGAAGAAGGCGUAUGAGCUGAGCGUGCUAUGUGACUGCGAGAUCGCACUCAUCAUCUUCAACCACUCCAACAAGCUGUUCCAAUACGCCAGCACCGACAUGGACAAGGUGCUGCUCAAGUACACGGAGUACAAUGAGCCACACGAGAGCCGCACCAACGCCGACAUCAUCGAGACCCUGAGGAAGAAGGGCUUCAACGGCUGCGACAGCCCCGAGCCCGACGGGGAGGACUCGCUGGAACAGAGCCCCCUGCUGGAGGACAAGUACCGACGCGCCAGCGAGGAGCUCGACGGGCUCUUCCGGCGCUAUGGGUCAGCUGUCCCGGCCCCCAACUUUGCCAUGCCUGUCACGGUGCCCGUGUCCAAUCAGAGCUCACUGCAGUUCAGCAAUCCCAGCGGCUCCCUGGUCACCCCUUCCCUGGUGACGUCAUCCCUCACGGACCCGCGGCUCCUGUCCCCCCAGCAGCCAGCACUACAGAGGAACAGUGUGUCUCCUGGCCUGCCCCAGCGGCCAGCUAGUGCGGGGGCCAUGCUGGGGGGUGACCUGAACAGUGCUAACGGAGCCUGCCCCAGCCCUGUCGGGAAUGGCUACGUCAGUGCUCGGGCUUCCCCUGGCCUCCUCCCUGUGGCCAAUGGCAACAGCCUAAACAAGGUCAUCCCUGCCAAGUCUCCACCCCCACCUACCCACAGCACCCAGCUUGGAGCCCCCAGCCGCAAGCCCGACCUGCGAGUCAUCACUUCCCAGGCAGGAAAGGGGUUAAUGCAUCACUUGACUGAGGACCAUUUAGAUCUGAACAAUGCCCAGCGCCUUGGGGUCUCCCAGUCUACCCAUUCGCUCACCACCCCAGUGGUUUCUGUGGCAACGCCGAGUUUACUCAGCCAGGGCCUCCCCUUCUCUUCCAUGCCCACUGCCUACAACACAGAUUACCAGUUGACCAGUGCAGAGCUCUCCUCCUUACCAGCCUUUAGUUCACCUGGGGGGCUGUCGCUAGGCAAUGUCACUGCCUGGCAACAGCCACAGCAGCCCCAGCAGCCGCAGCAGCCACAGCCUCCACAGCAGCAGCCACCGCAGCCACAGCAGCCACAGCCACAGCAGCCUCAGCAGCCGCAACAGCCACCUCAGCAACAGUCCCACCUGGUCCCUGUAUCUCUCAGCAACCUCAUCCCGGGCAGCCCCCUGCCCCACGUGGGUGCUGCCCUCACAGUCACCACCCACCCCCACAUCAGCAUCAAGUCAGAACCGGUGUCCCCAAGCCGUGAGCGCAGCCCUGCGCCUCCCCCUCCAGCUGUGUUCCCAGCUGCCCGCCCUGAGCCUGGCGAUGGUCUCAGCAGCCCAGCCGGGGGAUCCUAUGAGACAGGAGACCGCGAUGACGGACGGGGGGACUUCGGGCCCACACUGGGCCUGCUGCGCCCAGCCCCAGAGCCUGAGGCUGAGGGCUCAGCUGUGAAGAGGAUGCGGCUCGAUACCUGGACAUUAAAGUGACGAUUCCCACUCCCCUCCUCUCAGCCUCCCUGAUGAAGAGUUGACAAUCUCACCGCCCGCCCUUCCCUGCCCCGGGCUCCUCCCGCUCGACCCCCACUUCCUUUCUUGUGCUUCGUGUCCUGUUGACGGUUACAUUUGUGUAUAAUUAUUAUAUUAUUAUUAUUAUUAUUAUAUUUUUUUUAAUUUGGAUUCUCGCUUUGGAGAGGGGGAUGCUCUCAUCCCCUCUUUCUGUACCCCCCACCAUUUUCACUGGCUGGGGGGCUCUCUUUUUCGCGGGAAGGGGGGACACUUUGCACGUUGUACACAUAUGCUGCAGGAAGGGGGUGGGGGGCCCAAUAAGGCCUUUGGGAAAGGACAGGUGCCGAGCCCUGCAUGUGGAGCCCUCCCACCCCACCCCCAGAUAGAGGGAAAUAACCAAAAAACUACCAAACAACAGAAACCCACACUCUAGACUGAAACCCCAAAGUGGGCUUGAUGGGUGGGUUUGUGUUUCAAGGGGAAAGUGAGGCAGAGGUUCUGAAAAGGGUCUCUGUUUUUGGGUUCAUGUAGCCAUAGGCACAUGGAGCAGAAUACCUAAGCCUGGCCCCCAAAUGCCCCUGCACACACACGUGCCACACCUGCGCUGAUUCUUGUGUGUGCUGCACCCCCAAGGUGUGUGGGUGCUGGCUGAGCUUUGGGCUGGGAAGGCAGCCUGGGAAUCUGAGGCUGGAGACAGGGGUUUGAGGUGGGGGCCUCUCUGGAAGCACAUUUGGAGAGAAAGACAGAGAGCCAUGAGGAGAGGGCUGAGGAGGGCAGAAGGGCUAGGCAGGGGGCAAACUGGGCCCCUCCCUUCCCCAGCUUUUCUCUAAGAUAUACAGUGCAAUAGCUCCCCACCCCUCAGUUGACGCCAGCCCUGUAAAGCUGGCCACAAUGUGCAGGGAGAAUGGGGAGAGGGUCUUCAGUGAGGUGGCUGGGGCGAGAGUCGGCCUGGACUUCCUUGGGGUGCUCCAGGCCAGAGCUCUUUCAUUGGGGCGAGUGUGGUGAGGGGACGUCCUUGGCUUUGCACGCACACUACCUGGGGGAGUCAACACUGGGAUGGUCUGUGGGGUGGGAGGGCCUACGGAUGGGUCCGUAGAGGUCCCACCUCCCUCAUUCCUCCUUGGCCCCUCUCCCUAGCUUCUCCUGUUAGCUUCUUCUGCUCCUGACCCCACCUCCUUGCUCUUGGUGCCCCCAUUGUCUCUGGCUACCUCCUUGUCCCACCACCUCCAGGCUGCAUCCCACCUUCCCUCUUGGCUACUGUAAUUGUAAAUAGCGACCUUUGGAAAACAUUAGCGGUGUAACAGUCCAGGAAACUGUUUUUUGUUGUUGUUGUUGUAUUGAUAUGAAAUGAGAUUCUAUUUUUGUCAAAGUAUAUUGUAAUAAUAAUGACUCAAACGGCCCGUACUGUACA